AUGGAUAAUUCAUUGGGUGCUACAAACAUUGAUAUUGAGAAUUCUGAUUUGGAGUUGGAUUGGAAACCUAGAAAAGGAAUGGAGUUUGAUUCUGAACAAGCAGCUUAUGACUUCUACAAUAGAUAUGGAGGAAAAAAGGGGUUUAGUAUUAGAAGGGAGACUCAUGGUAAGAAUAAAAGAACAAAAGAACUCACUUCAAGAUUAUUUGUUUGCUGUAAGGAAGGUAUUCGAUCCAAAGAUAAGAGGGAUUACAUGAUCAGAAAACCCAGAGCAGAGACAAGAACAGGUUGCGGUGCUCAACUUUGUAUUAAAUUGAAUAGGAGGAACAAUAAGUUCUUUGUUAGCCAUUUUGUUGAAGAGCACAAUCAUCCUCUUGUGGGGAAAGAAUGUUCCCACAUGCUACCUUCGCAACGGAAAGUACAAGACUCUCAAGGCAUUGACAUAGACUUAGCACACGAUUCUGGAAUUGGUGUGACUUCUCUAUAUGAAUUGAUGGGUAAGCAAGCAGGUGGAAGAGAUGUUGUUGGGUAUACAAAACAGGAUGUAAAAAACUACCUUCGAUCAAGGAGACAGAGAAGCUUGGAGUAUGGAGAAGCUGGAUAUAUUAUGAAAUAUUUUUCAGAUCAAACAUUGGAAAACCCUUCAUUCUACCAUGCUAUGCAAUUAGAUAGUGAGGAGCAAAUAACAAACUUAUUUUGGGCAGAUGCUAAAAUGAUCAUUGAUUAUGGCCAAUUUGGGGAUGUUGUUAGUUUUGAUACAACAUACAAGGUUAACAAAUCUAAUCGACCUCUUGCUGUGUUUGUCGGAUUCAAUCAUCACCGCGAGACUAUUAUAUUUGGGGUGGCUCUAAUGUAUGAUGAAACAGCUGAUUCAUUUAUAUGGUUGUUUGAGACAUUUUUGAGGGCAAUGUCUGGAAAGGCUCCAAAGACAAUAUUUACAUAUCAAGAUGCUGCAAUGGCAAAGGCUCUUCGACAUGAUAUGCCUGAUUCAUAUCAUAGGCUUUGCAAAUGGCAUAUGAUGCAAAAUGCCAUAAAGCAUGGACAUAGUUUUUUGACAGAAGAAGGUGGGAUCACAAGUGUUUUGUCAAGGUUCAUGGAAAAUGUUGAGGAGGAAGAUGAGCUUAUAUCUGCUUGGGAUGCUAUGCUUGAUAAAUAUGGUGCUCGUGACAAUACUUGGUUAAGUAGCAUAUAUGAUUUAAGAGAAAAAUGGGGUUUUCUGUAUGUUAAGAGAGCAUGGUCAGCUGGAAUAAGAAGCACUCAACUGAGUGAAAGUUUUAACUCGGCCUUGAAAAAAUAUUUAGACUCUGACCAUAAUCUGUCAGAGUUUUUUAUACACUUUGAGAGGAUGGUUGCUGAUAAAAGGUAUAAGGAGUUAGAGGCAGAAUAUGAUAUGUGCUUCAGGUUGCCUAUUCUGAAAAUGCAUGUGAAAAUGCUAUAUGAAGCAAGAAGAGUUUACAUUAAGCUGAUAUUUGAAGAUUUUCAGGAUCAAUUUGAAUCAUCCCUUGAAGCUUCUAUAACAAAUUGUGUUGAUAUUGAUGGUGGAAAGAUAUAUACAGUUAUUAGAGAUGGUUACUCUAGAGAACGCCAAGUGAAGAGAGAUAGUGAUGAUAUAGUCUCUUGUAGUUGCAGAUUGUUUGAGAUGAAAGGGGUUGUAUGUAGGCACAUUAUCAAGGUCCUUAGAGAAGUGAUGCAAAUCAAAGAAAUUCCUGAGCAUUAUAUCUUAAAAAGAUGGACAAAAAAAGCUAGAGCUGAAAGUGUUCAAGACAUGCAUGGGCGUGAAAUUCAACCAGACCCUAAGUUGCAACAAGCCUCUUGGUACAGAUCCUUAUGUUCCACCUACAUUAGGAUAUCAAACAGGGCUUCUGAAAAUGAAAAGGCAUACAAAUUAGCAAUGAUACAUGCAGAGAAAUUAGCAAAAGAAAUUGAAGACUUGCUAUGGUCUGAAAUGAAUGCUAAUGGGGAUGAGAAUGAACAUACAACUCAAUCUACUCCUAUUGAACAACUCAAUGGUAAUGUGGUGAAUGCAAAGGGACUGAAGAAAAAGGAAUCUUCUAGAGGAAGAAAACGGCGAAUCAAGAGUCAAUUGGAGAUAAGCAUGGAAAAAAAUAAAAGACAGAAACAAUCUAGUAAAAAAGCUAUUGAGGUAACUCCUGAUGCAAUGAAUAAUGUAUACAAGGUGACUAUUGAUCCACUAUGUGAUGAAGAGAAUAUUGCUGCUGAUCUAACAUGUAAUGCAGACCAAUUUCUGGAACAAGAUAUAUCUGCAUCUUCACUUAGAUUUCUUGCUUGUAGUCAGGUUCUGCAUCAUUCUGUUUUGUUUUUGUAA
Messenger RNA from Rosa rugosa (rugosa rose), 2325 nucleotides. RefSeq names its product protein FAR1-RELATED SEQUENCE 5-like. The transcript has 3 exons. The coding region runs from base 1 to 2325 and encodes 774 amino acids. Gene Ontology annotation, biological process: regulation of DNA-templated transcription. Gene Ontology annotation, molecular function: zinc ion binding. NCBI's taxonomy places the organism in Eukaryota, Viridiplantae, Streptophyta, Magnoliopsida, Rosales, Rosaceae. The record is from RefSeq and is a predicted model, not a curated record.